Molecule: messenger RNA, 3075 nt
Organism: Girardinichthys multiradiatus
Lineage: Eukaryota; Metazoa; Chordata; Actinopteri; Cyprinodontiformes; Goodeidae
Gene: tpd52l2b
Product: tpd52 like 2b
Exons: 10
Coding region: 218-961 (247 amino acids)
Cellular component (GO): cytoplasm
Source: RefSeq, a predicted model, not a curated record
UGACCGGAUACGGAUGUGAUACAGCCGCUAGCUUCACAGAAAGCUGUUUCGGCUGAGCUGGCUGUAGGUUGGGGCUGUUUUGAGUCUGCUGGCAGUUCCCAUCGACGUCUUUCUCUACGUGGAAGCUGGUCGCUCUCGUCGGGGAGGUCUUUACACACCGAGCUGCUUUCCAGCGCUGAUCCGAUCAGAAUAUUACCGGAUCGGUUAAACUGACGCCAUGGACCCAGCCAGUCAAGAUAUCAACCUGAACUCUCCCAACAAAGGUCUCGAUAGGGAUCAUUCAGACAACCUGUCUGAUGUUCAGGAAGAAGGAGCGAUGGGGAACUCGGCUCACCCUCUUCCUCCCGGCCUGACGGAGGAAGAAGCCGAGGAGCUCCGCAUCGAACUAACCAAGGUGGAGGAGGAGAUCAACACCCUGCGCCAGGUUCUGUCCGCCAAAGAGAGACACUCCUCCGAGCUGAAGAGGAAACUUGGCCUCAAUCCGCUCAAUGAACUCAAGCAGAACAUCACCAAGAGCUGGCAAGAUGUACAGACCUCACAAGCCUAUGUGAGAACCACAGAGAAACUGGGCGAGUGGAAUGAAAGGGUUACCGGUUCAGAUCUAUAUCUGUCUGCCUCAGCCACUUUGGAUGACAUUGCCCACUCUGAAGCAUACAAGAAGACCCAGGAGACUCUUUCUGAGGCGGGACAUAAGACGACUGCAGCUCUCAGCACGCUGGGCACAGCCAUCAGCAGGAGGCUUGGCGACAUGAGAGCUCUGCCUUUCUCUAAUUCCUUUAGUAGCAACUAUUCCAUUCGCCACUCGAUAAGUAUGCCAGCCAUGAGAAACUCUCCAACCUUCAAGUCAUUUGAGGACAAAGUGGGGAACCUGAAGAAUAAGGUUGUCGGACCCAGAGGGAACGGAGAUGCCGUCAGCUCCCCCACUGACACCACCCCCACUCAGGAGAACCCACCGUUCUGAGUACACCACGCCGCCUCCUCCUCCCCCUCGCCACCAUCUUCCUCACGACCUCAGACUGUACCGUUACGGAGCCCGGACUUCUGACCCUUCAGCAACACCUUGCAUCUUGUCCUCUGAUCUGUAAACGCAGCACGAGGCAGACAGUCCCGUCGCUGCUGCUCCCUUCUUCCUCACUGAUAAACGUUUCUGUUUAAACCUGAAUAACUUGCCUCCUCCUGCAUCCUGGUAUUACUCCCAAUAAAACAACACUCCGCAACAUCAUUUUGAGCUGGAAAUCACUUUUUAAAAGAAAAAGCCUAGAAGAUGUUGAGUUUUUCCAACUUUAGUUUGAUAGCCAGCGUUUGUGAUGCUCACCGUGUCCUGAGCAUCAGGGUGGGUUUCGAUGCCAGUUAAAAACCUUCACUUUUCUUUCACUCACACUGUGAGCACAUGUUACUAUCACCUUCUCCACCACGGUUUCCUCUCCUCUCACUCUUGCAUCUAGUUGGCUUCACAGCUCUUUAAAUGCAGACUUUGCUUCGCAGUUUGAGGACAUUUUAGAUCUCAGCAUGUUUGUCUCACAACAAAAGAAACACCCCAAGUUUUAAAAUCUGCACCCAUUUUGUAUUAGAACUAUUUUACACUGCUUUGCAUAACGUUUUUACAUAAUUUUUAUCAAUAUGUAUUAAAUAUAUAUGACUAUAAUAAACGGUCAGUGGUAGUAAUCAGGGUUUGGAGGAUUGAAAACAGUCAGUGUGGAAAACGAACACUAAUGGGUCAGUUUUUCUCAGCCAGGAAGGAAGUUACACUAAUCAAACCAAAGCGACUCUAAAUAGUCCAAACUGGUUUUAAUUUGACAAACUUGGUCUUAUUUUCAGCAUUUUCUUCAUUAAAACCAACUAAUCUCUGCUUUCCAAGCCUGGUUUGACUGCCGUUUUGUGUGAGGCGGUGCUUUGUCGUGUACAUUACCUGGUGAAUGCCAACACCUCUGCUGGCCUUACUCUGCCUCACUUACUCAGAUUUAACUUAUAGAAGAAGGAAGCUUUGGGAUUUCCUUCCCUCUAUUCCUUUCGGUGUUGAUUAAAACCUCCUGAGGGCCACAAAAUGUCUCACGCUGACACUUUUGCCAACAACUAUCUGAAUGUACAAACGUUUGCUGCUGUUUACAUACUCAAAACUAAAUUCAUUGGCUGUGUGAUGCUAAACUGCAGAAAAUCACAUUUUCCAAACACGCUUGUGCCACCUCAGCCUGGGAAGUUGGAUAUUUUGGUCCUGAACAAGAAAAGAAGGAAGUUCUCCACUUGAUUUUGGUUUGCUCCAGCAGACAUUGUUUUAUUAGGAAAUAUUACGUUAUCUCACAUUAACUUCACCCUUCCCUAGUGCAGGGUGGUCUCCUGUUUCCUUGCUCUGCUUUGCUGCAGAAUUUCUCCAGCUGCAGGAGAAAUGCUUCAUUUAAGCCAUUAUAAGCGGGAACGUUCUCCAGAUCCCUCUAUAGCUCAGAGCAGGACUUUUAAAGCUCCAGAUCAAACAUGAAAAAUCUAACUUCUCAUCAAAUUGCUUUACUGUAUCUAUUGUUUCAUUUGUGUUUAUGUUCACGAUUUGUUGGUAGAUCAUAUAUCUUCCUGCUAAUUGGAAGAGUUUCCUACUUUUUCCAGAAUUUGUAUGGUUCUUAUGCCAACAUUUGAAUAUCUGUUACAGAAUUCCUCUUCAUCUCGCUAAGUUUUUCUUUUCCAAGAGGAAAUUCUUGUGCAUACUGAAAAAAUGUUCAUCUCAAGUCAUUUGUUUUUGGAUUAAUUCCAAAGAGAAAGAAGUGUGAUUUAUUUGCAAAAAUCUGGCCUUUCUCUUGAUUUAAACUGUUUAGAUGAACUUUUUCUGCAUUUUUGUUUUUUCUUUUGGAGAUGGCCAAACAAGAAUGAUGUACCUUUUUGUUUCGGGUGCCAAAGGAUGUGCAGCUCAUGAGAAGUUUGCACAGAGGGGAGUACUUGGAGUUUUAUUCACAUAGGUCUUGGCUUAGUCUCUGCUGGCGUAGAUCCUGGGAAGUGAUGAGAUUUGGGAAAUCAUGCUGAAAUAAUUAAAAGAUCUCUAGUUUUGUUGUAAAUGUGUGGAGAUCAAUAAAGCAUUCCUUUAAAUGAAAA